AUGCCCGCUCAGCCCGGCGCACAAGAGCCUUCCGUCUUUCAGAAGCUGCGAAUGGGCAUGCUCACCGGUGGCCUUGUCGGCCUGACGAUCGGCUUCAUCUUUGGCAACUUUGCCAUCAUCUCCGGCGGCGCAGGGCGCGGCAAGGGCUACUUCCCGACCCUGUCGACCUACAUGCUCUCGUCGGGCGCAACGUUCGCCUUCUUCAUGUCGAUCGGCACCGUCAUCCGCACCGACGGCCUCACGAUGCAGGAGUGGGCGGCGCAGCAGGUGCGCGAGGGUCGCGCGAUCGGUAUGCCGGGCGUUGUCGGCGCUCAGGCCGUCCGGGAGCGCAUGGAGCGCCGGGAGAAGCCCUAG
Rhodotorula graminis WP1 is the source of this 354-nucleotide messenger RNA. RefSeq lists its product as uncharacterized. The record is from RefSeq and is a predicted model, not a curated record. Bases 1 to 354 code for a protein of 117 amino acids. Lineage: Eukaryota; Fungi; Basidiomycota; Microbotryomycetes; Sporidiobolales; Sporidiobolaceae. Gene Ontology annotation, cellular component: TIM23 mitochondrial import inner membrane translocase complex. Gene Ontology annotation, biological process: protein import into mitochondrial matrix; protein insertion into mitochondrial inner membrane. The transcript has 5 exons.